Glycine soja is the source of this 2717-nucleotide messenger RNA. RefSeq names its product kinesin-like protein KIN-12E. Bases 398 to 1135 code for a protein of 245 amino acids. The transcript is spliced from 12 exons. The record is from RefSeq and is a predicted model, not a curated record. Lineage: Eukaryota; Viridiplantae; Streptophyta; Magnoliopsida; Fabales; Fabaceae.
CUCAAGGAAUGCAUACAUGAAACCUUGACUGAAUAUCUGACUCCACUCAUGAAUAUACCUAUUCACAUGAUUUGAAAGUAUUGUAGUGGAUCAUGAUAUAGAAUGAAUGACGAAUAAAUAAAUGAAGGAUUUGACUUACAUUAACCAUAAUUGUAUGACAGAUAUGUUCAGACUUUUGUCUCCUGCUAUUAUUUCACUAACAUCUGAAUAUGUAAUGAAUAUCGAUGCAGAUGCAUCUACAAUUCCAAGAAAGCUCCCAUCAAAGUUGAUUUCAAGUGGGUUGUCGUAAAUAUCGAAACUAUACUUUAUCAAUCCACGCAACGGAUCAUCUGCGUCCACAUUAGUCGGCUUCGGCACAUGUGCAUCCUCGUUGUGUGGAAUACUUUGUGGAACCUACAUGGUUAAUGAAAGUGGACUAUCAGCAACUCGUUAUUGUUGUUCCCUAAUUACUAGCACCAAAUCCUUGCAGCAUUUCCAUUUCAUUGACACGAGUGCAGGGCUUCAGACCUUCAAACCAAGUCUUUUAGGUUCUCCUGGAUCCUUCAAGUGGGAGGGUGUGCAAGGAUCAUUCACUCCAUUAACCUCUGUUAAAAGGAUAUCUCAGAAAAAAGACUAUGACAUUGCCCUUGUUGGGGCCUUUAGAAGGGAAAAGGACAAAGAGAUGGAAUUACAGGCACUAAGAGAUGAAAUUCAAGCGUCCAUGAAGCUGGUGAGACAAAGAGAAGAUGACAUACAAAGUUUGAAGAUGAGACUACGUUUUCGAGAAGCUGGAAUAAAAAGAUUACAAACAGUUGCUUCUGAGAAGAUCUCAGCUGAGACACACUUGCUAAAAGAAAAAGAGGAGCACUUGAAGGAAAUUGAGGUCUUGCGGGCCCAGGUGGAUCGGAAUAAUGAAGCAACUACAUUUGCUAUGGAAAAUUUGCAGCUAAAAGAAGAAAUUAGAAGGUUAAAGUCAUUUUGUAUGGAAGGUGAACGAGAACGGAUGAGUGAACAAAUCAUGGUAUUGGAAAACAAGUUGUUGGAAGCACUAGAUUGGAAAUUUAUGCAUGAAACAGAUCUGAAAAAAAAUUCUGAUUUGAUGAUCGAAGAUGUACAUAAUGAUGGUAAUCUCAUCUCCAAACAGGAGUCAAGUUGAAAAUCACGAUGGCAGUCUUUGGUUAGGGAGGAAAAUGAGUUUCUCAAUAUUCAGGCUAUACAAAACCAACCUUUGGGUUGGGGAGGGUAUGCUCUAAAAUGCAAACUUCAGAACCUAAAACAUAGACUAAAAUCCUGGAGUAGAGAUAUCUGUGGAGAUCUAGGCAGCAAGGUGAAGCAAACUCAGAAUAGGUCACUGCAAGGAAGGCAUAGUAUUUUUUAUAUGUACGGAAGACUUAAUGCCCCACGACACUUUGGGAAUGAUAAUAGAAAUUAUUUGCCAUCAUCUGUGUUUAUGGAACAAACACCUUAUGAAAUCAGUGCUCAUGGCUCUUCAAGAUUACACCCGACAGCACUCUUCAAUAGUAAAAUGAUGAUAAGAUCAAGUUCAGGGUGGGACAAAGAUUUAUAUAAUUGUCAGUCGUAUCAACGUAGUUUCUGCAGUCCUAACCUCACUGGGCACGCGAAGUUUGAUGCUGAGACUCUUGGGUGGGUGAUGGCUCUGUUCUUAGAGAAAAAUACCCAGAUUUAUAUGAGGUAUCUUCUCAAAAACUUCAGACAGUGGCAAGCAUGGGGAUUUUUGGAGAAAAUGGCUGGGAGUGGAAAUUUUCUUGGAGAAGACAUCUUUUUGAUAGUGAAUUGGGGGAAGCCACAGCUUUUAUCGACCAGACCUCAGCUAUAAGUCCUGUUGCAGACUUGAAGGAUGACUGGGUGUGGGGAGCUCAACCAACGGAAAUGUUCUCUACAAAUUCUGCUUACAACUGUCUCAGAUCUGAGCAGCCUCUCCAUCAGCCAAACAGUGGCUUUAGACAGCUAUGGGAAAUCAAAAUCCCCCCUGCAGCUUUAUCCUUUGCCUGGAGAUUACUCUGGGAUAGGCUUCCUUCUAAGGAUAAUUUAAUCAGUAGACAGAUUGUCCUCCAAAACGAUCUAUGCCCUUUCUGCCAAAGCCAAGUGGAAUCUGCUUCUCACCUUUUCUUCACUUGUUAUAAAGUUAUGCCAUUAUGGUGGGAAUUCAACUCAUGGGUGAAGGAAGAUAGAGUUUUGCACAGCAAGCCUAUGGACAACUUUCUUCAGCAUUGUUCAUUGGCUGGAUCGAGGAAUUCUAACAGAAGGAGGAAGAUUUGGUGGAUUGCAGCUACCAAAUCCAUUUGGAGCCUUAGAAACGACAUGGUUUUCAACAACCAGUCUUUUGACAUAUCUAAAUUGAUGGACAGAUCUAUUUAUCUCACUUGGUCUUGGUUGAGGGGAUGGGAAAAGGAUUUUACUGUUCCUUUUCACCAAUGGUCCUCUUAUAUGUCUUUGUCAUUCAUUUAAUGUGUCAUUUGUAGGGAUGGGUUUUAUUGAUUUUGGUGGCUGUUGGUUAUUUUUCUGUGUUUUAGGGGAUGCUACCCUUUGUUUUCCUGUAGUACCUCUGGUACUAUGCUUCUUAUAUAUAUAAUAUUAUUUUUGGCUGUUCAAAAAAAAAAAAAGAGAAGCAGAGGCUCAUGAGACAGCAAUUAUGCUGGCAAAGGAGAAUGAUGAACUCAAGAUGAAACUUAAAGCCUUGAUUGAGGAUAAUAGUAAACUAAUUGAAUUGUAUGAAC